Molecule: messenger RNA, 1312 nt
Organism: Paramecium pentaurelia
Lineage: Eukaryota; Ciliophora; Oligohymenophorea; Peniculida; Parameciidae
Source: the annotation of a GenBank genome assembly
AUGAAAUAAUAGUCAAAUAGAAAAUUGUUUGAGUUAAGACAGAGUGUGAAGCAAUCUCUAUUCUUAUCAUUGAAGACAGAAAGAUCUCAAUACCCGACUGAAACUAAGAGAUCCAAAUCAAUAACAUAAUGGAAAUAAUUUACAUUCUUUAAAUAAAAUCAGCAAUCAAAAAUCACCAAAUUUCAUGAUGUUUAUAAGGUCACUAAAAAAAUUGGAAUUGGUGCUCAUGGUGUUGUUAAGAUCUGUUAUAAAAUUUUAGAUUAACUAAAAAUAAACUAUGCUGUUAAAAAAUUAUCAUGUCAAAACGAUCCUGAAUUAAUACGAACUAUCAUUUAAACCUUUAAUAUCAAUAGAACUUUGAAUGAUAAUCCCAAAAUAAUCAAAUCAUAUGAUUUGUACAUUGAUGAAAAUGAAUAAGUUGCAUAUUGGGUGAUGGAAUAUUGCAAUUAUAAAAGUCUCUAAUCAUAUAUGUAGAAAUCAAUUCCUGAUGUGGUGAUCUAAUAAAUUAUGAAAUAAUUGGCUCAAACUAUAACUGAAAUCCAUAAGAAAGGCAUAUGUCAUAGAGAUUUAAAACCAGAUAAUAUAUUAGUAAGACUCCAUGGUUAAAUUGAUAUCAAAAUUAUUGAUUUUGGUGUAUCUAAAAAAUUCAUGGUCAAAAAGAAAAAUGAUAAAAUAUAUCAUGAAAUGUGGACAAGAACUGGUUCAUUACUCUAUUAAGCACCAGAAACAUUUUUAGGUGGAGGAUAUGAUGAAAAAGGUAUAUCAACAUUAUUAUAUAUUAGUUGAUGUAUGGAGUGUUGGUGUCAUCUUGUAUUAAUUACUUUGUGGUAAAUUUCCAUUUUUUUGCGAUUCUAAAUUAGAUACAAUAGAAUUGAUUACUGACCCCAAUCUCACUAUUGAUUAAAAUAAGGAAUUAAAAUUAUUAUAACCACUUUAGGUAGAUUUAUUAAAAAGACUCUUAAAUAAGAAUCCAGAAAAACGAUUGAGUGCUGAAGAAUUUUCAUUGCAUCCUUGGAUCAAUGAAAUCAGCACUUCAAAAUCAACUUCAAGAGAUGACUUAUAAAUUAACAAGAAUAAUGAAAUAACUACUUCUGUCAAUCUUGAUGCAACAUCAAUAAAGAUUGAUUUCUCUAAUCAUAUACAUUAUGCUCAUAAGUAAUUCUAAGAAUUGAUAAUAUAAAUUAAAGAUCAUGUUAUAGAGGAUUCUUAAAGUAGAAAAAGUAGCUAUUAAAUACCUUCAGCCCAUACAUCAUAUGAUGUAUCUCCUAUUAAUUAAAUAGAUGAAACUAAAUAGUAAAAAUCUAAAAAAUGA